AUGUAUCCCCUCUAUGUCAUAGGUCUAUUAUUCGGUAUACCCAAAUAUCCCGUUGGCAACUAUCUUACGCUCUCUUUUAAGGAACUUGGAUUCUCAACAGUCCAGACUAAUCUUUUGUCAAUCCCAUACGAAGUGAUCAGUAUCUUUACUCAAUUUGGUAUCACUGCUAUAUCGGAGUUGGCGAACAAUAGGAGUUUCGUAGCUUCUGCUGAAGAUUGGUGGUUACUCCCUUGUUUCAUACCUCUUGUGGCUUUGCCGGAUCCAAUCAACCCUUGGACGUACUUCGCCAUUGAGACUGUAUUACUUUCUUAUCCAUAUACCCACGCUAUUCAGGUAGCUUGGACAAGUCGAAAUGCCGGUACAGUGCAGAACCGAUCCGUGUCAGCUUCCCUUUAUAACAUGUUUGUCCAAGCUUCAGCGAUGAUAGGAGCCAACGUCUAUCAAGCAAGUGAUAAACCACGAUACAAGAAAGCCAAUAAAGGUUUGAUCGGUUUGCUCUGUUUCAACGUUAUCAUACUGUACCCAGGUACUUGGGCAUACUACAAAUGGCGUAACAGGACCAAAGAGAGGCUCUGGGGAGCUAUGUCAGAAGAGGAGAGACAACAUUAUCUGAGAACCACUACGGAUGUCGGUAACAAGAGACUCGAUUUCCGAUCUGCUGCUUAG
Kwoniella mangroviensis CBS 8507 is the source of this 666-nucleotide messenger RNA. RefSeq lists its product as uncharacterized. Gene Ontology annotation, cellular component: membrane. Gene Ontology annotation, molecular function: transmembrane transporter activity. Bases 1 to 666 code for a protein of 221 amino acids. NCBI's taxonomy places the organism in Eukaryota, Fungi, Basidiomycota, Tremellomycetes, Tremellales, Cryptococcaceae. The record is from RefSeq and is a predicted model, not a curated record. The transcript has 5 exons.